UUAUUAAUCGCCCCUUCUCCCCAACCCAAUACAAAAUUUCUAAAUUUGCCCUCAAUCAAAUCUCCCUUAUUAAACGCUCCCCUCUUUACCUACUUUCCUCUCUCAUCAAAAACAUUUUCUUUUGCCCUCACUUCCUGUGUUUUUGCCUCUGUUUUCUUUUCCCCUGUUUUAAACCAUCUUUAGAAACCAUACCAGUUUAUACCUACAUCGAUUAAACUCUACAUAUUUGUACUACCCAGAUAGGGAAAUCAAUUCAUCUUUGAUACCCAGAUCCCAGUUUUCUUGUUUCUUUGAAGGUUUUGAAAGGGAAUCGGAGUUGAGGAUGGAGAACAACCAGCAAUCCUUUUGGCAAUUCAGUGAUCAACUUAGGGUCCAAAAUUCGAACUUGGCUAAUCUUUCGCUUAACGAUUCGAUAUGGAGCAACGGUUAUGUUUCAAAGAGGCCUGAUGAAAGGAGGAAUUUUGAUAUCAGAGUCGGUGGUGAAGUGAAUUUUGUUGACAACUUGAAGCCAAAAAUCACCGAGUUCAAUUCUUUCAACAAUGAUGGGUGGAAAAUUGAAGCCAGUAGCAACAACAUCGGGUUCGGUCCAAUCGGUCCGAUGGGGUCUCAGAAGAAUGUUGGAAUCAACGGAGGGUUCAACAAAGGGAUUUAUUCAAAGCCAGUGAAUAACAAUAAUGUUAUUGUGAAGGGGAAUAAGAAUAAAGGAGAGGAUGAUUACGGAAGCAAAAGUGGGAAGAAGAGCAGUAACAAGAAGAACAAUAACCAUAACAGCGACAAUAAUAACAACAAUAACGGUGAAAACAAGGAUGGGAAGAGUGCUGUUGACAAGAGGUUUAAGACACUGCCACCAUCUGAGUCUUUGCCUAGGAAUGAAACGGUUGGAGGCUACAUCUUUGUUUGCAACAACGAUACCAUGCAGGAGAAUCUCAGGAGACAGCUCUUUGGUUUGCCUCCUCGUUACCGAGAUUCAGUCCGGGCGAUUACUCCUGGCCUGCCUCUUUUCCUCUACAACUACUCCACCCACCAACUCCAUGGAAUAUUUGAGGCUGCAAGCUUUGGAGGAACAAACAUUGAUCCAACAGCCUGGGAGGACAAGAAAUGCCCUGGUGAAUCACGAUUCCCUGCACAGGUUCGGGUUCUUACAAGGAAAAUUUGUGAGCCACUUGAAGAGGACUCCUUCAGGCCAAUUCUUCACCACUAUGAUGGUCCAAAGUUCCGCCUUGAACUGAACGUGCCAGAGGCACUCUCUCUAUUGGAUAUAUUUGCUGAACAAACGCCAUGAGGAACAUACCACAAAGGCUUAUAGAUACAAAUACACAAGAUAAUGAAGAGAGGACACCUCGAAGAAUAAUUAGAGAAAUAGAGGGUAUAUUGGGAAUUUAAGACCG
Durio zibethinus is the source of this 1388-nucleotide messenger RNA. RefSeq names its product DCD domain-containing protein NRP-B-like. The record is from RefSeq and is a predicted model, not a curated record. Gene Ontology annotation, biological process: response to endoplasmic reticulum stress. NCBI's taxonomy places the organism in Eukaryota, Viridiplantae, Streptophyta, Magnoliopsida, Malvales, Malvaceae.